Messenger RNA from Petromyzon marinus (sea lamprey), 3371 nucleotides. RefSeq names its product transforming growth factor beta-3 proprotein-like. Gene Ontology annotation, molecular function: cytokine activity; growth factor activity. NCBI's taxonomy places the organism in Eukaryota, Metazoa, Chordata, Hyperoartia, Petromyzontiformes, Petromyzontidae. The record is from RefSeq and is a predicted model, not a curated record. Gene Ontology annotation, cellular component: extracellular region. Gene Ontology annotation, biological process: transforming growth factor beta receptor signaling pathway; regulation of cell population proliferation.
GCGUCACGAGCCGGAGAGCGAACGAGAAACUCGCAGAGCGCCAGCAGCCGACUAUAAAAUGUCAACACCGCUCAAGGGUGCGCGGUGUUGGACAGCCGCACAGAGUGUGACUUCUCAGUGUGGCGGCUUCUCUCUCUCUCUCUCUGUGUGUGUGUUCUCCUCCGUGGCCCUGGCUGCUGCUGCUGCUGUCGGUGUCCGGACAGCCGCGCCGGUGGAAGAUUCCAGCGCACACUCAGAGUGAAAAUCUUCGGUUUGAGGCUGACGGCAAGUACAGGAUCCUGCCGACCUCUCCGGACGCACACGCGCGAACGAUGGAUGCACGCACGCACGGGAUGCUGCGCACGUGCCUGGUGCUGUGUGCGUGCAUGUGCGCGUGCACGCACGCCUUCUCCACGUGCUCCGCGGCGCUGGAUGCCCCCGAGAUGGCGCGGCGGCGCCUCGAGGCCGUCCGGGGUCAGAUCCUGAGCAAGCUGGGCCUGAGCGAGCCUCCGCAGCUUCCGCGGGCACACGAGGGCGACCUCAAGCCCAGCGCCCAGGCAAUGGCGCUGUACAACGCCACACUCGAGUGGACCGCGGAACUCAAGCGACGGCAUGAGAGGCAGCAGCAUCAGCAUCAUUAUCAGCACGGCGGGGCUUGGGACCCAUCGUCGUCGUCGCUCGACGAUGACUACUACGCCCGCGAGAUGCGCCGACUCGACUGCACCGAGUCCCAUGUCAAUGCUAAGAGCGACCAGGGCACCAUCUUCAAGAUGCUGCGCUUCGACACUCGCUCGCUGCUGGCGGACGGAGCGCGCCUCGUGCGUGCCGAGCUGCGCGUGCACCGGGAGGCGAACCUGGCCACGCGGAAUCAGGAGCAGCGCGUGGAGCUCUUCCAGGCCGUGGCGGAGGCCCCUGGCGCCCCGGGCCGCUACAUCGCGAGCCGCACCAUGCGUCCCCGCGACCCUCCCGAGUGGGUCUCCUUCGACGUCACCUCCGCCCUGCGAGAGCGGCUGGCCGCUGCCGACGGAGCCGCGCCGUUUGCGCUGAAGCUGAGCGUGCACUGCCCCUGCACCACGUUCGACGUUGCCUCGCGCCGCAUCCUCAACCGCACCGAGGUCCUCGAGGCCGUGUUCUCAGACGGGCAGUCGGAGGAGAACGAGCGUUGGGACAUGGGCCCCGUGGUGGGCGCGGCGCAGAAGAGGUUCACUCCACACCUGCUGCUCUGGCUCGACCCGCCCGGGCGCAGCGACGAGGGUGGAGACGCGACGGCGCAGGGCAAUGGGGGCACGAGCACGAGGAGGAGGAGGAGGGCGCUCGAUGAAAACUACUGCUUCAGCAACAAGGAGCGGAACUGCUGCCUGCGUCAGCUCUACGUGGACUUCAGGCGCGACCUCAAGUGGAAGUGGAUCCACGAGCCCAAGGGAUACUACGCCAACUACUGCGCGGGGCCCUGCCCCUACCUGUGGAGCUCUGACACCCAGCACAGCACGGUGCUGGGCCUGUACAACACCAUGAAUCCGGCGGCAUCGGCCAGCCCUUGCUGCGUGCCCGACGAGCUGGAGUCUCUCACCAUCCUCUACUACAAGGGACGCAACCAGACGGUCACGCACCUGUCCAACAUGCUCGUCAAGUCCUGCAAGUGCCGCUAGCCCGAGGCACCGACACGACCGCCGCCAGCCACCGCCAACGCCAGCACCCUUUUAGCGUCGCCACCGUCGCUUGCCGCGCAACUGGCUGCUGGUGCGACUGCUGGCGGCCAGCCAGCCAGCCAGUGCUGAAUGCUGGCGAAAGAGCAACAACGAUUGCCCUGGGGGAGAGGAGUCACCCGUUGCACUGUUUUAUUUUUAGAUAUUGAAUUCUGACGUCUGACGGAGAGACUCGGCUCGCUGAACAGCGGCUGACGGGCCGGUGUCUGUUGGUGGCUGGAUGCUUACGCGCCGGAUAGCAGCCGAUGGCAAGUGGCGGGCGUUUGGUCGUUUGACGUUGGUCAGUGGGCUCGUGAAAACGCUCGCUGUCGCUGAAUGGAUAUUUGGGGCAGAGCGGUGGCACAUUGGUUGGCACACCGUGCUGUUAACCCGGCGACCCGAGUUAGAUUCCCGGAACACAUCAGUAGCGAGUGACAUCUGAACCCCCCCCCCCCCCGCCCUGCCCCCACCAGUCUUCACCAACCUGCAGUGACCAGCGUGGUAAGGUAUGGUCAAACAACCUCAGUGACCGGCACGGUGUGGGGGAGGCCUUCACCCAGCAUCUGGUAGCGGAUUGAUAAGGGACUGUGAAUUGUUUAAAUUUUAUUAUUUGCCGAUAAACUAGGCAUGCAGUGACCGGGUCAGUCACUACAACACGCUGGACAAUGGCCGAUGAACAAUUGUGUUGAGCGGCAGCGACUCGGUGGCCAGCCAUUGCUAGACAUCGUCAGUCCGACACACCGCCUUACAGGUGCGAUGCGGCCGCGUGGCCCUGUAAAAGCGGCCAGCGUCACGUCCUCCUCCUCCACAGCGAUCGAUCAAGGACUCCCCCGACGUGCUCGAGGCUUGAGCGCCACGUCCGUCGUGUACGCCGAGAGGUCUCCCAUAGAACGUGCUUGCCGGCGGUCGCCAAGCAGCGACGGAUCGCUGCUCGCGACGGAUUCCACCACUCCGCGCAGUCGUGAAGUCUGAGCUAUAGGGCGGUGCCUACUCCGCUCAAGACAAGAAGCCUUGGUGUGGCACGCGGAGGUUUCGCGGUGUGGCCUGCUGUGGCCUGGCCGAGGCCUGCGGGGCCUUGGGAAAAUGGCUCGAAUGAACCAGCUGUGUUUCCCUAUGUGGGUGAGCGAGCAGGUAUAGGAGUGAGUGAGUGAGCGAGCGAAGUGGGUGGCUGGGCAAGUGAAUGACUGACCGAGUGAGUAUUGCGAGCGAGCGCGUGAGUAUUGCGAGCGUUAAAGGGCAUUUCAAGAGGCACAAGUCGCAGCGCGUAGUGGGAGACCUCGCCCGCGGUGUCGAUUGUGUGACCUCGCCCGUGUUUCUCGCACUCGGGGUGAGUCUGAAAGGAGGCACGAGAACACAGAGGGCCCCGCUGUUGCCGCGAAACGGCCACGAAAACCCAGCGGGGGGGGCGGGGGGGGUGGGGGGCGCUCGUGAACGACGGCGGUGAAACCCCAAGCGGGGACGAAGCCCGCAAAACCCGGCGGCGUUUGAUGUGGAUUAACCGACCGUCGCUCGGCUUCAGAGGCAUUGCGAAGAGAACCGCCCGUCCGCUCCAAGAGGGUCUCUCGUUGUUAAAUUGACAGCCGCCAAGUUUUCACGGAGAUCUGUUCAAGUGGCUCCCGUAGUGCCGUCCUGUUUGUGCUGAACGCAGUAAAGAGGACGGUGAAAGGAAAACCUCGUUAAUAAUUUUACUCAUUAUUUAUUCUGCAA